This is a messenger RNA of Adineta ricciae, 1614 nucleotides long. NCBI's taxonomy places the organism in Eukaryota, Metazoa, Rotifera, Eurotatoria, Adinetida, Adinetidae. The record is from the annotation of a GenBank genome assembly.
AUGUCUUCGACUCUUCAAGAUAGUUCCCAUGAAUCAGAUAAUGGCGUGGUGGUAAAGGAUUCAGGCGAUGAAUCUGAUGCAAGUACUGGUGAAACUGGGAAUGAUAGUGAUGAUGAACCACCCGGACGUCGAGCAAAACGUCAACCACAAGUUGAACAAUCACCAGUUCAAAUAUUUACAGCACAAUCUAGACAUCAAUGGGCGACCUAUCUUUCCUUAGCUCGAUUACAAGUAUGCUAUACGCCCGGUGGAUCGCUCACGGUAGACGAACAGUUUAUUCCAACUCGUGGCCGAUGUAAUUUUCGUCAGUAUAUGACUAGUAAACCGGGGAAAUGUGCCCUGAAGACCUUUUGGUGUUGUGAUUCAAAUACAGCAUAUCCUUUGAAUAGUGAGGUUUAUCUAGGUCAUCACGCUGGAGCAACAGCAGCAGCUAAUGCAAAUCGAAUUCGUAAUUUGGUAAAACGAUUGGUACAUCCUUGGAUCAAUACAGGAGGAAUCAUUACUGCAGAUAACUAUUUUACCAGUGCAGAGUUGGCAAAGAAUCUUCUAGGUGUUCAAACAACUCUUGUAGGAACUAUUCGACAAAAUAAAAAGGAAAUUCCACGAGGGCUGCAACCGAAUGCACAACGUCUUGAACAAUCAUCGAUAUUUUCUUUUGAUCGACAGUUAACAUUAGUUAGUUAUGUGCCGAAAAAAUCUCAUGCUGUAAUUCCGCUGUCAUCUUUUCAUCAUGAUCAGACAAUUGUAGACGAUGCAAAGAAAAAGCGAGAAAUUAUCUUACAUUACAAUGACACAAAAGGUGGUGUCGAUCAUAUGAAUCAAAUGGUUCAAACUUAUUCCUGUAAACGAACGACAAAACGGUGGCCAAUAACGUUCUUUUUCAACAUACUUGACAUUGAUCCUCUUGCUGCUUUUCUAACGUCGACAACCAAAACUCCUCAAUGGAAUGAGAAGAAAAACUACCGUCGCCGUCUAUUUCUAAUAGAACUAGGUUAUGAUCUUAUUCAAUCGCAUUUGGACCGACGACGACAGCAACCACAUGCACUUCAGCAGACUGUUCGAAUAGCCAUACAAGCACUUGGACUCACUGUUACUACUUCACAUCCAACUAUUGUUUCAGCAUCUACUGGCAAGCAACGUUGUCAUCUUUGUCCAAGAGAACGUGAUCGAAAGGUUAAUACUCAUUGUUCAAAUACAUCGUAUAAUAGUCAUCAAUCAUCGUCGCGUAUUAUAAUUUUAAAUAUUGAAGAUACAAGAGGAGCUUCAUCAGGAACACAAACUUCCACCUGGUGUUUGAGAUUUCUCGUAGGUCUUCUCAUUGGUCUACUUCUCUUAACAGUCAUUCUUGUUCCAGUUUUGGUGACAGUUCUUAGAACAACGACAACAACAACCUUCACGACGACUACCACCACCACCACAACAACAACAACAACAACAACGACGACGACGACAACGACAACGACGACGACUACGACUACUACCACAACGACUACCACCACAUCAACUUCUACUACUUCGACGAGUACAUCGACGACCUCAACUACGUCCAGUGCUACAACGACGACAACUACGGCAACUGAAACAACCACUACAAUUACAGUUGUUCCGGGUUGA